Molecule: messenger RNA, 648 nt
Organism: Periophthalmus magnuspinnatus
Lineage: Eukaryota; Metazoa; Chordata; Actinopteri; Gobiiformes; Gobiidae
Gene: gemin7
Product: gem (nuclear organelle) associated protein 7
Exons: 2
Coding region: 95-487 (130 amino acids)
Biological process (GO): spliceosomal snRNP assembly
Cellular component (GO): SMN-Sm protein complex
Source: RefSeq, a predicted model, not a curated record
GACAGAAUCAGAGAAGCAGAGUCCAGCGGAUGUGGCGGUGACAAGAACAACAGAAACAGCGUGGUUGUCCGGAGUUGAGAGGUGAACAGGGGAAAUGAACGUGGCGAGGCCGGUGCCUGUGAUGCGUCUGCCAAAGGGACCAGACCUUUACGGCCGCGGCUUUGACCCUCAGUCCCCGCGCUUCAUCGCCCUAUGCCGGACAUCCAUCCCCUCUUCUCUGGCCUCGGAUGUGGUCCCAGAGGAGCUGCAGAGGGAGCAGCUCAUGCGCUCCGAACUACGGGAGCGCUUUCUGCGCUGUCUCCUGUCUAUGUCCAACAGAAAGGUGCGCUUGAGCAUGUACGAGAAUGUGAAGGUCGAAGCGACGUUUGGAGCGUCGGACAUCGAUGUGCUGAACUUUCAGGUGUCAGACCUGCACACUCCUAUUGGAAUUCAAAAAGAGGCACUGAUCCGGAGUCAAGAUGUUAUUUCUCUCACUUUUGACUUGUGAUAUUAUGAAUAUUUCGCUUUGUCUUAGACACUCUUACUAGGCCUAAUUGAUAACCCAUUUUUCUGCAUUGUAAACAUGUGUACUAUAUCUUUUAAUCACUUGCAUACCUUUUCACCACUAGAUGGAGACAAAAUAUUGAAAUUAAAGCCCAAGGACCCUUA